GUAGCAUCGUUGAAGUUCAUAGUUCAAACAUUACAGUAAAAAUAGGGUACUCGCUGGCUGGCUGCCUGUCCGCUCGCUGGGAAUUAUAAACAACUUGGUGGUCACAGAACCAACCGCUUGCCUCCGCACCGCAAACCUGCAGUGGAACCCGAAAAUGGUCCUCAGCUAAUCGGCGCCUGCUCUUGCCCUGUUGUCGGCGGAUUUACAGAACGACGGCUAGCUGGGUGCUAACGUUAGCACGCUAGCUUGCCAGGAGCACAUAGCAACUGCUGCUAGCUAACGUCACUGGACUGGUACUCUUUACUGUCAAGGCUGCAGCUAUGUUCGUCCAGGAGGAGAAGAUAUUCGCCGGGAAAGUGUUGAAAAUCCACAUCUGCACCAUGGACGGCACGGAGUGGUUGGAGGAGGUCACGGAAGACACCACUGUUGAAAAACUAAAAGAGAAGUGCUUGAAACAUUAUGUGCACGGAGGUCUAGAAGACCCCAAAACGCUUACCCACCAUAAGCUUAUACAUGCUGCUACAGAGAGAGUCCUCACUGACACUAAAACUGUCGCUGAUGAAAAUCUCAAAGAUAAAGAAGUUUUGCUGCUCAUUAAGAAAAGACCACCACCGACCCUUCCAAAGAUGGCAGACGUUACUUCGGAAGAAAAGAAGAAGCAAGAUAACAAGGCCCCAGACAAAGAAGCAAUUUUGAAAGCCACCGCCAGCCUCUCCACGCGUCACACUGACCGCACCGUUACACAGCAUAACAUUAGAGAUUUUCAGACAGAGCUAAGAAAAAUCCUGGUUUCUCUCAUUGAAGUUGCCCAGAAGCUUCUUGCCUUGAACCCUGAUGCUGUUGAACUCUUUAAAAAGGCCAAUGCGAUGUUGGAUGAAGAUGAAGAGGAUCGGGUGGAUGAAACGGCCCUUCAGCAGCUCACAGAGAUGGGCUUCCCCGAGAGCAGAGCCAUCAAAGCUCUUAGACUGAACCACAUGUCAGUGACACAGGCAAUGGAGUGGCUCAUUGAGCACGUAGACGACCCCACUGUAGAUGCACCGCUGCCUGGCCAAGACUCUUCCGGAGCAGCAGGAGCCACAGCAGCUGCCACACCAGGCCCCUCAGCCUCAGCUUCAGCCUCGGCCGCGGCCUCUGGCCCUAACCUUCUCCGCAGCCUCUCCAGCCAGUCGAGCACAGACGAGAGCAGCAGGCAGGACGAGCUCACAGAGAUCUUCAAGAGGAUCCGCAGGAAACGGGAGUUCAGACCGGACUCAAGAGCUGUCAUUGCAUUGAUGGAGAUGGGAUUUGAUGAAAAGGAGGUGGUUGAUGCUCUGAGGGUGAAUAAUAAUCAACAAGAUGCUGCGUGUGAGUGGCUGCUGGGAGACAGGAAACCUUCUCCAGAAGAUAUGGACAAAGGAAUCGACACCAACAGCCCGCUGUUCCAAGCCAUUCUGGAGAAUCCAGUAGUCCAGUUGGGCUUAACCAACCCCAAGACUCUGCUAGCGUUUGAAGACAUGCUGGAGAAUCCCCUCAACAGCACCCAGUGGAUGAACGACCCAGAGACUGGCCCUGUCAUGCUCCAAAUAUCCAGAAUCUUCCAGACCCUCAAUCGCACAUAGAGCCUCCUGGUGACCCUCCCCCCUGUGUGACUGUGGCAGCUUGUGUGUGCGUUUGACUAUACUGGGAUAUGUGCGUGUGUGUGUGUAUGGAUGAGUGGCAGAGACAGAAGUAUUGUUUUUGCCUUGUAAAGACAAAGCCGGUGGAGUCAAAAUUAUGAAUUAAGAUGUUCUACAUAUAACUAUUUAUAACAGUACAGUAAAAACACUUAUACAAAACAGAUGUUAGCAGAAACAUUAUUAUUACAGUAAUAAUAAUAAAAAAUGAGAAAUGGAGAUUUAGUAUGUUGUUUUUACAUUUUAAUGAGAACAGUUUAUAGUUAUGACAGACAUCAUUUAUUUUAUAUAAUUUCUCCAUGUGCAAAAACGACAUCAGAUAUCAAUUUAAUGUUUACACUUCAAAGAAAACUGUUUUUGUAUGUUUUGCAAUAUUUAAAUAUCAAUUACAGUUUUGUUUGUCAUCAGUGAUGAGUAUGUGGAAGAAUUCAGUAUCAUGGCUUGUAUUUCUUCCCCCUUUUGUCUUGUUUUUAUCAAAAGAAACUGCUUGUAGUCGAGAGGCUGGUGGUCAAAGUUGAGUGUUUGUUUAGCUAAUUGAUAAAAUAUGCUUUCAGACACGUUUACCUCUCUCUCUCCAUUCAUGCCUGUGAGGUCACUGUAAGUCAGUCUCAGUUUAAAAGGGGGAACAUUUGUCCUGGAGCCACUUCGAGAAUAUUUAUUUGACGUUCUGCCUUUUUAGACGAAAGCUGUACACUAAACUGUUUGUGUCUUAGUCAUGUUUUUACAAGAAAACUAUAUAUUAGGCCUGUGUGUUUGUUGUCAAUGUGCUCUUGAAUGUCAUAUUAUCAUCUUGCGCUCAUUUAGCACUUGUUCACCUCUAUGAAUAUCACUCACUGCAGCACUGAGGAAGUUAAAAGAAGGGUUUCUGUAUUGUCUCAAGAGGCUGUGGUGGGAUGUUAAAUGAAGCUGAGCCUAAUCAAGAGGGGUUUGCCUUUUCAACCUUUACUUUGAAUGGUGAAGAUGCCGAUCCAGUGCGAAGGUGCGAGCAUCUUCAUAUACAAAAAAGAAUAAUAGAAUUUGAGGCGCAACCAGUGUUGAUCUUUUGGUUGACUUAUUUUUGUUUGUUUUUUUGAGAGCAAUGAACAGUUAUGCUGUCAAACCAAACCAAAAUGUCACUAUAUUACCUGCCUUGUCAUUAGUUGUACCCAUUGAAAAAAACCCUGUUCUUCUGUGCAAUAGCAAGGACUUCUGUUGACCUGUAAAGAAUUAUAUUUGAUUUGAGUGUUAAGAGAUGUGUGAACUGCAAAUGGGUUGUGUGUUACACAAUAUUAGCCUUUGCAUUGAGUACUUAAAAUCUCCAGCUACGAGAAGGUUAACAUAGCCUCUCCUGGUUGUACCGAGAGUUAAAAACAAUAUGGAGGGUGGUGUGUUUUGCCAAGCUUUUGAGUGUUUUUUUUUUCCAAUAUUUAAAAAGAAAAUGUGGUAUUGAUGUGACUUUCUGCUCAGGGAGGCUGAGAUUGUUUUUCUAAACCUGUUGUCAUGGCAAACCUCUGCUCACCCCCUUUCUAGUUUGGCAUCUGAAAAUGGCUUUAACUAAUCUGUGUAGAACUUUGCUUAUGAAUAAGAACACCACAAGACAUGGUUUCAUAAAUGCAAUAUUUGAAAAUAUUUAAAUGUUUUUAGAGAGAAGUGUCUGUUUGAACUAUGUAUUAUUACAUUAUUUAUAUCGAAGCCAAACUCGUACCUUGUUCUUAUUUAUAACAUUUUUAGUAAACCUCGGAGCUAAUCUACAAAUGUGAAAAAAAAUUUAAUGAUUCAGAUGUUUUUACAAAGCAUUAAACAAGAUGGCUUAUGAACUGGUAGGUCACAGUGUGGUUUAAAGUAGUGCAACAUGCUUGGGUGAAGGAGGAUUGACACACACUUCGCUGGUAGCCUCUCUGCUUACUUUCUGAACCGUAGUGGACAUUCAUCAUGGCCACAAGAGACCAGCUGUCGCACCAGCUCCAUGCUUUGCACCGGCAUGCAUGACAAAACUCUUCAUUUUGACACAAACGUUGGGAGAUUGUAUGUUCAAAGAUAAAAGGUCCACAAAAAAAUGGAGACAACAUGUCUUGGCAAACCAUCAACAGGAACAGAACAAAACACUGAAGAAUUGUUGGUUAUUGUUUUUACUCAGCUUCCAUGCAGGACUGUCCCAGAUUAACAACCUAUGCAAUAUACUUUCACAGUCUGUUCAUUCAAACAGCCUCACGGCGACUGGCAUCUAAAUCACUAUUGCAUUAAAGUUAUUUUUUGUGGCUGUAA
Molecule: messenger RNA, 3896 nt
Organism: Acanthopagrus latus (yellowfin seabream)
Lineage: Eukaryota; Metazoa; Chordata; Actinopteri; Spariformes; Sparidae
Gene: ubac1
Product: UBA domain containing 1
Exons: 10
Coding region: 321-1598 (425 amino acids)
Molecular function (GO): protein binding
Source: RefSeq, a predicted model, not a curated record